AUGGCAGCGUCCUUCAGCUUCGGUUUCUCAGGCGACGAUAUAGAGGAAGACCCAAAUGAUAUAUCAGCUCCAGGAGGGAAUUCUGAGAAUCAAAAAGCAGAAGAAGGGGGACCUCCGCCACUCAUAGCCCAGACACAUGAUCUAGAUGAGCUGCUCUCCUCCAUCCCAGACAAAAUAUCCUACUCGACCCUUAGCAUUACUUCCCCCAAAGGAUUUACUACCCGUCUCCCCCGCCGCGAACUCUUUGACGUCCGACUCCAACUCAUGGCCGAGGACGGCAAUUCUACUUCCAACCCACUAUCCGGCCUAGACGCUUCCGAUGUCAAAACCAAUGUUUACGAGGGCGGCUACAAGACCUGGGAAUGCAGCAUCGAUCUCGUAAAAUUCCUUCUCGAUCGCGGCCCCCGCAAAGAUCUCGACGACCUUGUGCGCGUCAACCAUGUGAUUGAAAUGGGAUGUGGGACUGCACUUCCAACCUUACUACUCUUCCAAUACGCGCUGAAGAAUGGAUUAGUAGGGUUGUACGUUACGCUCACAGAUUAUAAUGCCGAUGUUUUGAGACUAGUUACCGUGCCGAAUCUUCUCUUAGCUUAUGCGUCCACGAUUGCGGCAAGGGAAGCUCCAUUUUCGAACGACUCUCCGAACCCACUCGCUGAUGAAAAUGCUGACUCUGGAGAUCUCUACAUUACACCGACAUUCCUUCAAGCUUUUCGCUCAACUCUUUCCUCCCUCGGCUUAACCCUCACCCUUCUCUCUGGCUCUUGGCGCCCUGUCUCUUCCCUCCUUCCGCUUAUUCCAAGUGCACCGGAGCUCAACACAUUUGUCCUCGCUUCCGAAACGAUAUACAGCCCCACAUCAUUACUUGCAUUUACCGAAGCAAUGGCUGCGUUAUUGAAAAGGGUCAAGAGUGGGAAGGCGAUAGUUGCGGCUAAGAGGGUGUAUUUUGGGGUUGGGGGAAGUGUUGAUGGGUUCAGGCAAGAGUGUGCGAAUAGGGGCCUUGUAGCUUAUGAGAUGGAGUUUGAAGGGUUGGAAGAGGGGGUGAGAAGAUGUUUAGUAGAGGUGCAGAUGUAUUAGUAUCAAAGUGUUUGGUGAGCAGCAGACGUCUACGCCGUUAUUUUCGAUAAAGAUAUAUAGUUAAGUACAAAAGCUGAUGGCCCAUUAAAG
Molecule: messenger RNA, 1164 nt
Organism: Lindgomyces ingoldianus
Lineage: Eukaryota; Fungi; Ascomycota; Dothideomycetes; Pleosporales; Lindgomycetaceae
Exons: 2
Coding region: 1-1074 (357 amino acids)
Biological process (GO): peptidyl-histidine methylation, to form tele-methylhistidine
Molecular function (GO): protein-L-histidine N-tele-methyltransferase activity
Source: RefSeq, a predicted model, not a curated record